Molecule: messenger RNA, 1973 nt
Organism: Macrosteles quadrilineatus (aster leafhopper)
Lineage: Eukaryota; Metazoa; Arthropoda; Insecta; Hemiptera; Cicadellidae
Exons: 1
Coding region: 159-1556 (465 amino acids)
Source: RefSeq, a predicted model, not a curated record
CAAGUAUUCAUUACAAGUCAUGUCUGAAUAUUUGUGGCUUGUGACUAGCUCAAGACAUAAUCUUGCUAAAAGUAUCGAAGGUAGAUUUGUUUAUGACUCUUUAGACUGAUCAAGAAAACUGAAAAGUUGUAUAUUACUUAUUGAAAGUGUAUUUUUAAAUGUUUUCCUUAAUUGUUCUUAGUUUUUUAGUGACUUCUCUAAGUAAAGUUUCUUGUUUGCAUCUAGACGCUAAACAUUUCGGCUAUAUCUUGAAAUCAAGUGAUUUUAUAGAAAUUCGACAAUCUCCAUAUUUUAUUGAUAAGACUGCUUUGAUCCUCAAGACUAUAAACAAUGAUGAAACCCUCCUUUUUACUGCUCCGCCUGGGUUCGGAAAGUCGACUAAUUUAGACAUGGUAAGAGUAUUUUUGAGUAACACAGUCGAUAACAAGAUUGCCCAAAAUGUAUUCGCAGACACAGAAAUCUCCAAGGAUAGCAAUUUUGUAAAAACUCAUCUUGGAAAUCAUCCUGUUGUAUAUUGUUCACUAGAACCGACUUCAACAGUGACUGAUUAUAACUCGAUGUUGGCGAAUUAUCGAAUAUCGCUUCACAAUGCGUUUUCACAACACCAGUAUCUUGCCAGUAGUACAGUAUUGGCGCAAAGUGAUGUUAAUCAAUUCAAAAAAUUUAUUGAUGCCAAUAGUUAUGCUAGUUUGGAACCAUCAGAACUAUCAUCAGGACUUCACUUUCUCAUCAAAGCUCUUAAAACGCAUCAUGAGAAACCGGUCAUACUGCUGAUAGAUGAAUACGACAGUGUCAUUUGGGAAAGUGUGCUAACUCAAGGGUUAGGAAUCAGUGAAGUUCUCGGGUUUUACAAUGACGUGUUACAUAAAGCAUUAAGUGAUAAAGACAAUGUCAAGAAAAGCAUUUUAACUGGUGUAUCAACUAUAUUUUUCAAACUUCUACCUGGUUUAGGCUACACAAAGUGUGUGAGGUUUCUUCAUGAUAGAGAUUUUGAGUCUUUCUUCGGGUUGACGGGUGAUGAAGUUGAUUAUCUGGUUGACAGAUCUGUUUACGUCAAUCUGCGACCAAACUUGACGGAAUGGUAUGAUGGCUACACAAGUCCUGACCUCUCUGCACAUAUUUAUAACACAAAAUCCUUUUUAAGUUUCAUCCUACUUUCUGGAGGAGAGUUAAGUUCCUACUGGAGUAAUAUGAAAGUUCAAAAAUCCUUGAGAAUUCUAUUAGAGGACAGAGUGAGGAAAAGUCUUUUAUUGGAGACACCAGAUAAUUUAAUGUUUGUUGUUAGAGAACUUGAAAAAGUUGAUGUUGGGGUAUUGGAAGGUGUUAAACACAUGAUCACCCAGGAAAUAUGGGAUUCAAAUGUUUCAGAUUUGUACAUUCAUUUGUUAACUGAACAAGGGUACUUCACUUUCGACAAGCGUUGGGAACGAUCAGGAUACAACUCUUCAGUGACGCUAAAACUUGCCAACCUAGACGUUUGUGGGGCACUAAAAAAAUUUGUUGUUAAUUUCAUACAAGAAAUGAAGAAACAAAGUUCAAAUUUGAACAUAGUGUAAGUUUCAUGAAGAAGAGGAUUACCUAUCCAAAAGGUUAAAAAUAUUAUACAUAUUCAUUUUAUAUUAUUUAUAACUUGGUAACUUUCAGUACUUUCUUCUGGUCAUUGUUCUCUUCAAAAAGUUUAUAAAGUGUUAAUUGCUUUUCUAUAAUAUUAAAAAAGUGCUAGAAAAUAGCUUGAAUUAGUGCCAACAUACUCAAUUUCACAAAAAGUUGAAUGACAAUCGUAGUUUUUAGCGGCACUUUUUAUAAAACUUGAUGGCGACAAUCACUAAAAUUGCAAUAAUUUUGAACCACACUUUUUACAGUGUUAGGGGUGGUGCCGUUUUGUUCAGAGUUAAUAAAAUACUAAAUUUAAAUCAAUAUUGUGGGAGCCAAAUUUGUAAAAAUCAGAGAAAUAUUUGCAUUAAUAUACUGCG